Acanthoscelides obtectus is the source of this 4502-nucleotide messenger RNA. Lineage: Eukaryota; Metazoa; Arthropoda; Insecta; Coleoptera; Chrysomelidae. The record is from the annotation of a GenBank genome assembly.
AUGUACAUGCCGCAACCCAUGCCCAUGCCAAGUUACCCACCUUCGGCUCCAUCUCAAGGGGGAGGAUACCCCCCUGCCUCAUCUGGAAGUGGGUAUCCUCCAGGACCUCCAAGUGGAGGUUAUCCACCUUCAAGUGGAGGAGGUUAUCCACCGUCAAGUGGAGGAGGUUAUCCACCGUCAAGUGGAGGAGGUUAUCCACCGUCAAGUGGAGGAGGUUAUCCACCGUCAAGUGGAGGAGGUUAUCCACCUUCAAGUGGGGGAGGUUAUCCUCCUGCCUCAAAUACUGGAGGAUAUCCACCAUCAAGUGGAGGAGGUUACCCUCCAGCCUCAAAUACUGGAGGUUAUCCACCUUCAAGUGGAGGAGAAUAUCCUCCAGCUUCUUCUGGAGGUCACAGUUAUCCUCCUGGGAGUUAUCCUUCCUCUGGAGGAGGUUAUCCACCUUCCUCUGGAGGAGGUUACCCACAUUCCUCUGCUCCUGGUGCUCCUCCACAUCAUGGACCAUAUGGAGGGUCGCCCUAUGCCCACCAAGGUGGAAUGAAUACAAGACUGAAGAGGACACCAACUGUGGUUCCUGCCAACCCCUUCAACCCUCGUGAUGACGCGGAGGUCCUCAGGAAGGCCAUGAAAGGCUUUGGGACGGACGAAAAAGCCAUCAUCAAUGUGUUGGCCAGAAGAACCAAUGCGCAGAGAUUGCAGAUCGCUGUGGAGUUCAAGACUAUGUAUGGAAAGGACCUAAUCAAAGACCUGAAGAAUGAACUGAGCGGUAACUUUGAAAAUCUAAUCGUUGCCAUGAUGACCCCUCUGCCAGAGUACUACGCGAAAGAACUUCACGAUGCAAUGAGCGGUAUUGGUACCGAUGAGGAUGUCUUGAUCGAGCUUCUGUGUACCAUGUCCAACCAGGAGAUCAGAACCAUCAGACAGGCGUACGAAGCAAUGUACCACAGACCUCUAGAAAGCGACCUCAAAGGCGACACUGCAGGUACAUUCAAGCGUCUCAUGGUGUCCCUUUGCAAUGCUUGUAGAGACGAAAGUAUGGCAGUGAACCAAGAAGCUGCUAAGAAAGAUGCUCAGUCUCUUCUGAGAGCUGGAGAAUUAAAACUUGGAACGGACGAGUCGACCUUCAAUAUGAUACUGUGCCAGAGAAACUAUGCUCAGCUACAGCUUAUCUUUCAGGAGUAUCAACGCCUUACCGGUCACGACAUUGAAGAAGCCAUCAAAAACGAAUUUUCUGGUGAUUGCGAAGAGGGUUUCCUGGCUGUUAUCAGAUCUAUCAAAAACCAACCAUUAUUCUUUGCAAGAAGACUUCACAAGAGUAUGAAAGGGAUGGGUACGAAUGAUCAACAGUUGGUCAGAAUAGUGGUCACUAGAUGCGAAGUUGAUAUGGUCCAGAUCAAACAGGAGUACCAGGCGAAAUAUGGAGAAUCUUUGGCGGAAGCCAUCAAGAGUGACUGUUCUGGCGACUACAAGAAAUGCCUACUGGCUCUUAUUGGAGAAUCAUAUUAAUGAUUUAUUAAGUUCCAGUGUAUUCUAUUUGUUUUUAUGUAUUUUCUAAUGUCCAUUUUAGUUGUACAUAGUCCAGUCAACCGUUUAAAUAUAUGUACAUCACUAUUUUAAAUACCAUUUUACAUUACGUGUUGAUAUUUUUAUUUUAUUAGUUUUCUAUUGUAUUAUUUUCUGUAGAUUAUGUAUAAGUAUUUGAUUGAGAUAUAUAAAUCGAAUGGCUAAACUCCCCAUGACAAAUUACAUUAUUUAAUUUAUAUAUUAAUCUCAUAAUUAGUCAACAUUCUAAUAUUGUCAAAUACUUUCAAAGUCUUUAUAAGGGAAUAAUACAAAUAUCAUUCCUACUUUCUUAUAAUCACUAUUUUAUGUAUAACGUUUACUCGUAGGUUUGUAUCUUAUUAUGUGUAGGUACCUUACACUUCCUUGUUUGAACAACAAUUCCAUUUGCUAUAAUUGAACCCAUGCAGAUCUGAAUCCGACAUAAACAUCUUAACUAUCUAGUUAUAUGUAAUUUAUAAGAAACCUAUGUGUCAAACUGUAAGUUGUGCCUAUGAAUGUAUCUACUCGUAAUGCCAUAUCUUGGCCAUAAUGGUGUUUCUUUUUAAAUAAAUUGUGUUCUACACAACUAUGUGCUGUGUUUUGCAUGGGUUAGGAAAAUACAUAUGCACCUUAAAAAGCGUAAUAAUUAUGUGUGUGUGAAUUUUCAGUUUCUGCUAAGAUCGAGAAGUGAAGCGAAAAUAAUUUCUAAAAACCUUAGACGUUCCUGAUUUAAGAACCCAGUGACAAAAAUGGCCUAUCAUCAUAAAUUUAAUUAAGAUCAGAUACUUAAUCUCCAAUUCCCUGGUAACAAAAAUUGCGGGCGCACGCUUUUUUCUGCUCCAUAUUCCAAAAGGCACCAAUAAUAUUUUACUUCACAUGCCUACUGACUCGAAAAAUUAUGAAAAUGAGACACUAUGUGUUUUUGGAUGUUAUAUGAUAUGUACAUCACGAAAAACCAUGUCUUUCAUUUCCGUCGGUCUGUCUGUCAGUUUGUCUAUCUGUCCACUAAUCCUUGGCCCGUCUAUAACUUUAAAAGUACCGCUCAAAUUUGGAUGAAAUUUCCACGCAAAGUUACUACUGUACCGUGGAGGAAUACGCUUUGUAGUUUUUAAAAAUCGGUGCAGUGGCAGCGAAGAAAAAAGUCAAAAAGGAAAAAGUAAAAACCGCGCAAACUUCAUUUUUUUUAUUUUAGAGAGUCCUUAUCAUUUUCAUAAACAUUUUUGCAUGGAUUAAAAAUUUGCGAUUACGGGUUGCAGGCGGUAAGAGGGUAUAUCUCAAUUUUUCAAGGAUGAUGAAUUUAUACUCUUGCAACCCCGGUAAGGCUACGCACCUAUUAGAUAUAUUUAACUCAUCAAAUCUAUGAUGAUCUUAUAACUUCAUAACACCAACAGUCGCGUGUCGGUAGUGCACCAUGGUCCAGCCGAUGGUCGUGCGUCGCAGUCGGCACUCGGUUCCGUACUGCUGCGCGAUGUAUGCCAAGAGAUAACUCUGAGAGAAACCGUACCUGCCUCAAAAAUUUUGGAGAGCGGGGCUAGGAUAAUUUUACAGGGGAGGGGCAAAUCGUAAAAAGCCCCAAAAUUAUACACAAAAGCAUGCUAAAUAUGCAAAUUUUAAUUGUAUGAGCCUGUUUGACUAACUUGAUCCAUUCAAUUUUUUGUUAUAUAUGUUCGUAGCUAACUUUUUUCUCAGAAGGGCUAACUGCUUGUGCCAAACAUAAUCCUUUAUCAACUGAUAACAGCGUUGCGUGGGAAGUAUAUGUGUAGAGUCAACCCACUUGACGCCAUUUUUUUUUUAAUUUAAAAAGGAAUUAAUUUUUAGUAGAUUUAGGCAAAAUAGGGGCCUGCAUGAAAAAGUCGAACAUAGAAUCUUGACGUUUGAGAAAACAUACUGAUGAGGCUAAUGGUGGACUUGGGCAAUUAACCAGCCUGUAUGUACGCAUAACCGCAAUCUAAUUUGGCUUCUAAGAAGUGUACCACAGACCAUUGGAGAGUGACAUCAAAGGAGAUACAAGUGGAACCUUUAAACGUCUGAUGGUCUCCCUUUGCAAUGCUUGUCGAGACGAAAGCAUGGCGGUUAACCCAGAAGCUGCAAAAAGAGACGCUCAGGCACUCCUAAGAGCUGGUGAACUACGUCUUGGUACUGACGAAUCCACUUUCAACAUGGUACUAUGCCAGAGGAACUACGCCCAACUACAGCUAGUCUUUCAGGAAUACCAUAACAUCACCGGGCAUGAUAUUGAGAAAGCUAUCAAGAACGAGUUUUCUGGAGAUUGUGAACAAGGUUUUCUAGCUGUGAUCAGAUCAAUCAAGAAUCAACCGCAGUUCUUUGCAAGGAUGUUGAACAAGAGCAUGAAAGGUCUUGGGACGAAUGAUAGACAAUUGAUAAGGCUGGUGGUGACGAGAUGCGAAGUGGAUAUGGUUGAGAUUAAAAGAGAGUACCAAGCUAUGUUUGGUGAGUCGCUGGCUGAUGCUAUCAAGGGUGACUGUUCUGGAGACUACAAGAAAUGCUUACUGGCCCUGAUUGGCGAAUCUCACAAGUAAUAUUUAUUUUGCAAUUAAAAUGAAGAAUCUCUCAACUAUGACUUAAAGUUUGCACUUUUAUAAUGUUUUAUGUUUCGUUGACGUAUAUCAAAUGUUUUUAAAUGUCUAUGUUUAAUUUAUUGUUUUAACUCAUUGAUGUAGUAGUUACGAUAUCCCAUGUUAUUCUAAGCAUUCCAUACAUAAGAUUUUUUACUGAAUGAAGUUGCCAUGUAUUUUAUUUAAAUGCAUUUUUGAUUGAUGGCUGGAAAUAUGAACACAAAUAUGCAAGAUACACAAAGUUCGCAAUAGCUGUAUUAAUAUAUUUUUUAUUUUAUCAAGCUGUACUAAAGUACAUUUGUACUUAAAGAGCCAUAUUUUCUAUAUAUUAUUGUGAGAAACGUUCCGUGUUUUAUAUAGUACUUAUGAAUAAAUGUUUUUUGUCGA